Molecule: messenger RNA, 5538 nt
Organism: Paramormyrops kingsleyae
Lineage: Eukaryota; Metazoa; Chordata; Actinopteri; Osteoglossiformes; Mormyridae
Source: RefSeq, a predicted model, not a curated record
GUGGGGUGGUGAAAAGUUUUAACACGUUGAAUUGUAACGUUUGUCACAUUAUGUGACCUGAAGCUUCAAAGCAACAUAUUCGUCAGAAAGUUGUUUUUUCCCCUCCCGAUUACUAGAUAUUUUUUUUUUAACCAGCGGGGCCAUAUUCGUGUAACUAACCACCAGUCACAGCCUGGUUUCAACAGUUUCGAUUUCUCAAUAAGAAGUGGCAUAUUAUUUACACACCCCCAGGCAUCUGUCUUUCGGGUUGUUUGACGCGUUUUUUACUUUUGUUUGUCCAAGUAAUCAGUGGCGUACCUAACCCCGUAACACAGGUGAACCGGCGGCCUACAGUGGGCUACUGCGCUAAAUCCAAAGCCGUUUGAAAGUCGGCGCACUACAGUGCCGCUGGGGGAUGGGCUGCUGUACGCGUGCGGCUUACGUACGGCGUCGCCGCGAGACCACUUCGCGAUCAUAAAUGCGGUCGCUGCGCCGGUCCUCAGCGGGACGCUGCAAUAGACGGUUGUUGCAUCACUAUCGCGAAUAGAUGUUUAUUAUCAUGUUAUCCGGCGUCUUUCUAACCCAAUGAUGAUCUAAUUCGGAAGGCAGGCUGCAGGUCCAUGAGGAAGCCACGGAGGAGAGGCCGCCAGACUGGGGGUGGCGUGAGUGGGGGGGGUCCUGGCUAUCAGAGGGCCCCUUCACCCUAUAGCCUAAAACUGUCACCAACCAGAGAGACCCUGACAUAUGCACAGGCACAGAAAAUGGUGGAGGUGGACCUGGAUGGCAGGCUUCAUCGGAUCAGCAUCUUUGAUCCACUCACAGUCAUCACAGAGGAUGAAAUGACAGCUCAAGACAUCUCUGAGUGCAACAGCAACAAGGAAAAUAGUGAACAGCCACCUUUCUCCGGUGAGGCUAAGCCAGGACGACGGGCACCCUUGCCCAAGGGCCGGAAGAGGGAUGCCAAGCAUAGUACAAGUCUGCCAAAUCACCACCACCUUGGCUCGCAGCAAGUUCCAGUGGCACCAUCAAAUGCUCAGCCCAAUUCUUCCCACUGCCCCAGCCCAUACAGCCCUCUCCCUGUGCCCACUUUCCGUGUUUUGGACACAGUCUGCAUGUCAGAGGCGCCGCCAUUGCCCAACGCUUAUUACCGUUACAUUGAGAAGCCAGUGGAGGAGCUCGAUGCACAGGCAGAGUAUGACAUGGAUGAGGAGGAUCUAGCCUGGCUUGAGAUGGUGAAUGAGAAGCGGGUCUUGGAUGGGCAGACUGUAGUUUCCCCAGACACCUUUGAGCUGCUCAUGGACCGGCUGGAGAAGGAGUCCUUCCUGGAGUCCCGGAGCCUAGCGCCAGCUCAGGGCACCAUCGACGAGGAUGCCUUUUGUUGUGUCUGUCUGGAUGACGAGUGCAUCAACAGUAAUGUUAUUUUGUUCUGUGACAUCUGCAACCUGGCAGUGCACCAGGAGUGCUACGGCGUGCCCUACAUCCCUGAAGGGCCUUGGUUGUGCCGCUGUUGCUUGCAGUCACCAUCUCGGCCAGUGGACUGCGUGCUCUGCCCUAACCGGGGUGGCGCCUUCAAACAGACCAGUGAUGGGCGCUGGGCGCACGUCGUGUGUGCCAUCUGGAUCCCUGAAGUCUGCUUCGCCAACACAGUGUUCCUGGAGCCAGUGGAGGGUGUAAGCAACAUUCCUCCAGCACGCUGGAAGCUUACCUGCUACCUGUGCCAGCAGAAGGGCCGCGGGGCCUCCAUCCAGUGCCACAAGGCCAACUGUUACACAGCCUUUCAUGUGACCUGUGCCCAACGAGCUGGGCUCUUCAUGAAGAUUGACCCCGUGCGUGAAACCGGUGCCCACGGAACUACAUUUACCGUCAAGAAGACGGCCUUCUGUGAGGCGCACACCCCACCAGGGGGCAAUAGGCAGGGGGCAACUGGCUCCGACGACGACGACGAGACCGCGGGCAGGCAGGUGGGGGGCAGGGGCACACGGGCCCGCAGCUCCUACACACAGACCUGUGCUGCACCACAACGGCAUCGGGGUAAGAAGGCAAGCAAACUGCCAAAGAAGAAGUCAAAGAAGGGUCUGGAGGUGGCAUCUCGCCGAGCCUCCAUGCCGCUGGUCACGGUGCCACAAAUCCCCUCCCACAGGUUGAACAAAAUUUGCAAAGGGGUCCUCAUUCAACGGAAGAACCAAUUUAUGCAGAGGCUUCACAACUAUUGGUUGUUAAAGCGUCAAUCACGCAAUGGUGUGCCUCUGAUUCGUCGGCUGCAUUCUCAUCUACAGGCCCAAAAGAAUGUGGAGCAGGCAGAGCCAGAUGAGAAGCUGAGUGCUGUGAGGGAGGAGCUGAAGUACUGGCAGAAGCUGCGGCACGACCUGGAGAGGGCCAGGCUCCUGGUGGAGCUGAUCCGGAAAAGGGAGAAGCUGAAGAGGGAGCAGGUGAAGGUGCACCAGGCGGCUUUGGAGCUACAGCUAACCCCUGCACUGGUGCUGUUCCGCUCCACCCUGAACCAGCUACAGGAGAAGGAUGUAGCGCAGAUCUUCGCACAGCCGGUUAACCUCAAAGAGGUACCAGACUAUCUGGAGUUUAUAUCCCAGCCCAUGGACUUCUCCACCAUGCGCGCCAAGCUGGAAGCCCACGCUUACCGCACGCUCACGGAGCUAGAGGGUGACUUCAACCUCAUGGUAGCCAACUGCCUGCGCUACAAUGCCAAGGACACCGUGUUCCAUCGCGCCGCGGUGCGCCUGCGCGACCUCGGAGGUGCCGUUCUGCGGCAUGCUCAUCGGCAGGCCCACAGCACGGGGCUGGACCCUGACACUGGUACACACCUCCCCGAUUCUCCACACCGGCAUGACUACUACCGCUGCUCCUGGGAGGACGUGGACACACUUUUGGUGCCUGAGAACCGCCUGCACAUGUCCCUGGAGGACCAGCUGAAGGAGCUUCUGGACAAGCUGGACAUGGUCAUGUCCAUGGGUCCCAGUGGGGCUCGUACGCGGCGUAUCCGCCUGCUGCGGCGGGAAAUACACAGUGUGCGCUACAAGCAUGACCAGCAGCGCCACCUACUGCAGCAUAAUGGUAGUGUCAGAGAGGAGAAGGAGGAGGAGGAGGAGGAGGAAGAUGAAAAUUGCAUGGAUGACAGCAAUAAUGUGCGUUUGGCAUCGUUGUCUUCCAGCCCUGACAAAGAUGAGAUGAAACUGAUACUUCCUCCAAUGCUGGAGCCCACAGGUGCCGCCCUCCCCCCCCAACAUGGGGAGGCCCCCCAGGAUCCACCCACAUUACAGCCAGUAGCCGCUGAUUCCAGGCCCAAUGGGCGUCCUCACAAGCACCUGAAGUCAGCGCCUGAUGGCGACAGUGGAGCCAGGUCUGAGGAGGAGGGGCAUGUGGCCUGCCUGUGCAGUGAGGGGGGGGCCGGCAGUGGGCGCUCAGCCCCUCCCCCUCCCGCUGCCGGCGUGGGCCGCCGCACCUCCGUUCUUUUCAAGAAAGCAAAAAUCGGGGCCAAAGCUCCACGGUACAGGGAUGGCCCUCUGCAGAAUGGGGGGGGGAAGGGGGUUCCGGGGACUACGCCAGACUCCAGCCUGCUCCUGUCUGCUGGUGCAGCACCUCGGACCACACCCCCGCCCUUGCCAGCCGUACUGAGGCGGUCCGCCACUGAUUCUGACACUGAUGGGGAUAAGUCACCUCCACCAGCCCAAGAGAGAGGUCUGACCAACGGCUUUGCCAAGCACAGAGAUAGCGGCUCGGAGUCGGACUGUAGUGCCUCCCCUCUCCUCCUCAAUGAAAUAGCUCCUCCUCUGAAACGCAGUCGCGGAAAACCGGCACUUUCCAAAGUGCCAUUUCUGGAUGCUGUGAAUGGCGAUUCAGAUUACACUGGGACAGGCAGGAGUAUCCUGAUGCCCUUUGAGAAUGGAAUGGAACUGGAGCCUCUAGACCUUGUGUGGGCAAAAUGUCGAGGUUACCCCUCAUACCCUGCUCUGAUCAUCGACCCAGACAUGCCCCAGGAGGGUUUGCUACACAACGGCGUGCCAAUUCCCGUGCCCCCGCUGGAUGUCCUGGAGCUGGGUGAACAGAGGCAGGAGGAAGCAGGAGAGAAACUCUUCCUUGUUCUCUUCUUUGACAACAAGAGGACCUGGCAGUGGCUCCCCCGAGACAAGCUGCUGCCCUUGGGCGUGGACGACACCGCAGACAAGCUGCGCAUGAUGGAGGGUCGGAAGACCAGCAUCCGCAAAUCCGUGCAGGUGGCCUACGACCGAGCCAUGGUCCAUCUGAGCCGUGUGCAGGGUGACCAUCCCUUUGUCACCUCCAACUACCUGUAGACAGAAUGGGGUGAGACAGAGGAUGACAGUUAAUCGUUUCCCUCAAUUUCCACACUGCUGUUGUUCAGUAGGCUGGAGCAGGCAUAAGUUGUGUCUUGAUGUCGGGGCCUAGGAUCCUGAUGGCUUUUGGCAUUUCUAAUUUGGGGACUGACAGCAGUUAGAUUGUCACCCAAGUAACUGCUCCAGUCUAGUGCAAGCUAUGGUGAGACAAAGGCCAGCAAAUUUAGUUGAGUUUGAGUUACACUGUUCAAAGAGGAGGUGACUAUCAUCCAUUUAUACCGCACCCCUCGUGGGAGCCAUUGUCCCUGAUCCCACAGUGCCCUGGAGAUUAGAUUAAAAUCCAGAGGCCGUGCGCACUCUGACUGUGCUGUCCCCCUGAGCACACUCCCAGCACUCUUUGGGAGAUUGAAGGCAAACUGCAUUCAUUACAGUGUGGUUCAGAGGAACUUAAUUUUAUUAUUAUUUUUAUUAUUUUUUUCCUUUUGUCAAAGACUACUGUAGUGAAAGGAAUUACUUUGGUAAGGGAAAAAAAAUCACUUUUCAUAUUUGUAUAAAAGUAUGAAUUGAUCACUGCCAUUUUCUUACAAUAGCUUUUUACUUUUUAAUAUUUUACAAAACCACUUGUACAUUGAAAAGACACAUUCAUGUAUAUAUAUGUUUAUAUCAUUCAGUACCUUUUAAUUUAACAUUUUGUUAAAGGUGAACUAAGUCAUCUGCAAGAAGGAAGAAAUAUGAAGAGACCUUUGUAUAUACUUGUAAAAUAGUCCCUUAAGUAUGGACUGGCUUCAUUGUGUAUUCAGCUUAUAUGUGAUGACAGUGUUUUCUCACACAUGUAUAAUAAAACAUUUGGUUUGAUAAUUUAUUUAUGGGAAGUUCAAAACAAAUGAAAUUAUAUAUUAGUUGACAUUUGAAAGUAAAUGUUAUUUAAUAUAAGCUAUUGAAAAGGAUUUAAGAAUGAGGAUCCACAGUGGACUUUGUGGCUCUGUUGUUGUGAGAUUUAUAAAAUUCUACUGUUGAGAGUUGACUUGUCAUUUUUACUGGAUGUAACUGCAGAUAUCUAGUCCACUGUCAAGCACAGAACCUUGUAUUUAUUGUAGAAAGAGUUUACUAGAAUUAUAGACCAUGUUUAUAUACGAUGGUGCUGAUGAGAAAUUUUAAGCUUGUACAAAAUGCAGAUUUUACCUACUUGCCUAUAACUGGUCUGAAUCAAUAUUUUCUCAUGGUGGGAAAUAAAUGUUCUAAUCAAAAAAAU